AUGGCCGGACCCGAUCGUUUCGACAAUCUAACAUUCGACGCUCUUGGAAAUUUUCCUAAAAACGGAUAUGCCGCUGAAGUCACCGAUCAGAGUUCUCUUAUAGGGAUGAAACUCGGUCUCCCGUGGAAUCCAUAUUGGUCCACGAUUGGCGCCAUAAACUCGCCGGGCCAGCGCGAGGCAUAUGAGAGCCGCGUUCAUGAGUUGAGAGCUGCUGGAGCCGAGAUUUAUAACAUCACUGAUAUUCCUAACAUUGAGAACGUGGCCAACAAGUACGGCUUUGGUCAGCCAGCUGAUGUGCCUGAAGAAUAUGGCCAACUCGUUGCCUAUAACACCCUUCUUGCCGUGGCAUAUGGCGAAUUUCUCCAAAACUGGACAUUCCCCGAAUCUGACGAGCGACAUGGAAUGAGCAGUCUAGCAGAAAUGGCAGCAUGGAAUGAUGCACACAACGACACUACUGGCGCCCUUGGCAACAGUACCUGGUGGUACAACACGGUUUCAGGACAAGAUUUCUAUGACAACGCCAUCGCAACGAAUGGAACCAUGGGCGACGAGUUCUGGAAAGCCUUCGGUUGGGGCCGGAGGACCGCUCGCGAGGUCAUUGACGGCGGACAUGCGUACAUCCUCGAUAACGGCACUGUGAUUGAACUUGACGGCUUGCUGGUGCCGAACGAUCCAUCUGGUGGCCACGAUAACGCUUGUGCCUCGAUCCCUUCGUAUGCUGGAUAUCCCGUUGCGUCGGUGCCAAUCGGUCAGAGCGGUUACGGCACCGCUUUUGGUUUCUGCAUCUACGGGCGGCAAUAUUCUGAGGCGCGAUUGAUUCGCGUCGCGUCGGCGAUGGAAGACCUGUUUCGCUGGACCUCAACCCUGGAGUAUCACAACUAUGAGACUGCUGAGCGGCCGUGGGACGCGCCGUGGCCGGGGUACGUUUGCUCUGAGGAGUCGUUGGAGAGAUACGCUUGCGAUCUCAGUCUUUGA
Molecule: messenger RNA, 975 nt
Organism: Colletotrichum chrysophilum
Lineage: Eukaryota; Fungi; Ascomycota; Sordariomycetes; Glomerellales; Glomerellaceae
Exons: 3
Coding region: 1-975 (324 amino acids)
Source: RefSeq, a predicted model, not a curated record